Molecule: messenger RNA, 1373 nt
Organism: Drosophila serrata
Lineage: Eukaryota; Metazoa; Arthropoda; Insecta; Diptera; Drosophilidae
Product: lysosomal acid phosphatase
Biological process (GO): dephosphorylation
Molecular function (GO): phosphatase activity
Source: RefSeq, a predicted model, not a curated record
ACGAAGUCGGUUCACUUAAUUCCCAACGAUUUGCACAAUUUAGUUUGCGAAAAUGCUAAAGUUCCUUAGCUUGCUGCUCGUCGUGAGCUGUUUCUUGAUGGUUCGCGGUGGUGUUAUCGAGAUUCCCGAGGAAGUUAGCCAGGUUAUCGAGGAUAUUCCCAAGACUCCAGAGGUCUCACCCCUACACAAAAGCAGUGAAAGUAACUCAACCCUAAGGCUGGUGCAUGUGCUGUUUCGCCAUGGCCCUCGCACUCCCGUCAACACUUAUCCGAAAGAUCCGUAUAUCAACGAGACCUAUGAGCCCUACGGAUGGGGGGCACUCACCAAUGGUGCUAAAGUGGAGCUGUAUAAAAUAGGCAAACAACUGCGUCAGCGCUAUAAAGAUUUCCUGGACCCCUACUAUCAGCCCGAUAUGAUCCGUGCCCAAUCUUCGGAGUCACCACGCACCCUGAUGUCAAUGCAAAUGGUGCUCGCUGGACUCUUUCCUCCAGAGAACACGCCCAUGGAGUGGAACCUGAUGCUCAACUGGCAGCCCAUACCCAUUGUGAUGGAGCCCGAGGAAACAGAUGUGCGCAUAAGGAUGAAGGCACCGUGUCCCCGCUACGAGGAGGCAGUUUCGGAGGUGAUGAACCUGCCGGAGGUUAAGCAGCUGCACGCCGAGAACUCCCAGCUGCUGCAGGAACUGACCAACCACACCGGACUCAAUGUGACCUAUGCCCAUGAUGUCACCAACAUAUUCAUCUCACUGCUCUCUGAGCAGACUUAUGGCCUGGAUUUGCCCCCAUGGACCAAGGACUAUUUCCCCGCUAAGAUGCUACCCUUGGCGGGAAAGUCAUAUGUCUACGAUGCGUAUACGGCCGAGUUGCGGAGGAUGAAGGGAGGUUUCUUUGUGGAGCUACUUCUCAAACAAAUCCAGGCCAAGAUCUCCGGAAAGUUAGAGCCUAAGGAUCGCAAAAUGUUCUUAUCCUGUGGUCAUGACUGGACCAUUACAAAUGUUCUAUCAGCCUUGGAUGUUUGGAGUGCUCAGAUGCCCCGGUUUUCGGCUUUGAUCGCCUUUGAGUUGCAUCAAAAUUCCGAAAAUGGAGAGUAUUUCCUUGAGAUCUACUUCCAGAACGAUCCUGAGGAAGAGCCACAGCAGCUGCAAAUUCCAGGAUGUGACAAACAGUGUCCCAUUGAAAAGUUACAGAAGCUAAUCAAGGACAUUUUACCCAAUGCGCCCUACGAAGAGCUGUGCAGGGCCAAGGGCACCCUAGAGGCAGCCAAGAUCAGCUAUCAUUAGAGAGCAGAGUUCCAUGAUUGAUGAUCUUUGAUCAUUGUGCAGUAUUAAGAUUAUAUAAACAAGAAAUAUAAAUAGCACUUAGAUGUAUCUUUAA